Molecule: messenger RNA, 594 nt
Organism: Salvelinus namaycush (lake trout)
Lineage: Eukaryota; Metazoa; Chordata; Actinopteri; Salmoniformes; Salmonidae
Product: trafficking regulator of GLUT4 1
Exons: 4
Coding region: 1-594 (197 amino acids)
Cellular component (GO): membrane
Source: RefSeq, a predicted model, not a curated record
AUGGCUUCCAACACCAAUGCUGCCCCCAGUGGAGCGGAGGGAGAACAGCAGCCGGAGCAGACUAUCACCUCCCAGCCAACCAGCGCUGAGCACCAAGAGACAGCCCAUGACUCCAGCCAAUCGGAAUCCAAAGACCACUUGGCAGUAAUCAGCGAGAAGAUGGAGACCAGUAAUGGAAUGUGUGCUGCCGACUCCUCGCCCACAUCUUCCAUCUCGUCCCCCAAGCGACUGCAACACGCAAAACCAACCAACGGCCGUGCCCGGAAAGGAAGCCGCUCUGGGUCCCUGCUGGGUCAUGGGGCAGGGUCUCCCAGGCCUUCAAUCAGCCGUCAGCCCAGCACCGUGACAGAGGAGGACAACGGCAAGCCCCCUAGAGACUACCUGAUCCUGGCCAUCCUGUCCUGCUUCUGCCCCUUGUGGCCCAUCAACAUCGUGGCUCUCGUCUUCUCUGUUAUGUCGAGGAACAGCCUGCAGCUGGGGAACAUUGACGGGGCGCGGCGUCUGGGCCGGAACGCAAUGGUGCUGUCCAUCGUCUCGUUAGUUGGCGGGGUCAUCAUCAUCAUCGCAGCCAUCGUCUUAAACUGGGGAAGUUGA